AUGUCCUCUCUGGUGCACUCAGCCAACCCCCGCUGUUGUAAUGUAAAGCUGGUACCAACCUGGUGUACGACUGUCCAGAACACGUAAAAAAGGACCCGGUUUGCAUACAUCGGUGUAUCCAUCUUGAGUAUUUUCUGCGUCGGUGAGGUUCCGGUGCCAAAUUACGCAUGGAAUGGUUUUGGGGGGAUUGGAGUAGAAAUGCAGCGCCGCACUUCCAGCCCACAACAAGAACCAUGCCCAGCUUACAUUGCAAGCAAAUCUAUGACAUCCUGUUUUAUCCCUUACGACUUUGAUAUGAGUGAAAUUUGCUCGGAUACCGACGAGGAAUAAAGAAAACCCACCAUACAAGCUCAAGGACGCUGUUUUCGCUGCAGACGCUUGUGUACCGAAAACCUCUGCAUUUAGGAUUUUUUUGAUGGAGCUGGAGAACAUAGUAGCCAACACUGUACUGCUGAAAGCGAGAGAGGGUGGAGGAGGAAAGCGGAAAGGAAGGAGCAAAAAAUGGAAGGAGAUUCUUCGCUUCCCACAUAUAAGCCAGUGCACUGAGUUGGGCAACAACAUUGAGAGGGACUAUGUCAGCAUCUGUGAGAAACAACCUAUUGGACGGCUUCUGUUCCGUCUUUACUGUGAGACCAGACCUAAACUACAACGAUGCAUCCAGCUACUGGACGCAAUGGAAGACUAUGAGGUGACACCUGAUGAAAAAAGGAAAAGCAGGGGGGACCAGAUCAUCAAGACGUUUCUUGCUAAACAAUCGCCUCAGCGUGUAGACAUAGCAGAGGUCUUUGCAGAUCAGUGCAGAGAAAACCUGGAGCUCAGUCCAUGUAAGGAGAUCUUCAGCAACUGCCGCAAGGCCGUCCACGACUACCUGAGUGGUGCUCCUUUUUCCGACUACCAGAACAGCAUGUACUUCGACCGUUUCCUGCAGUGGAAGAUGCUGGAAAGGCAACCAAUCACUAAAGACACGUUCAGACAGUACCGAGUGCUCGGGAAGGGGGGGUUCGGAGAGGUGUGCGCCUGUCAGGUUAGAGCGACAGGGAAGAUGUACGCCUGCAAAAAACUGGAGAAGAAGAGGAUCAAGAAGAGGAAAGGAGAAUCGAUGGCUCUCAAUGAGAAGCAGAUUCUAGAGAAAGUCAACAGUAGAUUUGUUGUGAGCUUAGCGUAUGCCUACGAGACCAAAGACGCUCUGUGUCUGGUGCUGACGAUUAUGAACGGUGGAGACCUGAAGUUUCAUAUCUACAACAUGGGAACGCCUGGCUUUGAGAAGGACAGGGUCCAGUUUUAUGCUGCUCAGAUCUGCUGUGGCCUCGAGCAUCUGCACAGGGAAUCCAUCGUCUACAGAGAUUUGAAACCAGAGAACAUCCUAUUAGAUGACAAUGGACAUAUUCGUAUUUCUGACCUGGGGCUGGCCAUCAAAGUGCCUGAAGGAGAACUCAUCAGAGGCAGGGUGGGGACAGUUGGCUACAUGGCCCCGGAGGUGAUAAACAAUGAAAAGUACGGAAUGAGUCCUGAUUGGUGGGGCCUGGGCUGCCUCGUUUACGAAAUGACGGCCGGACGAUCCCCAUUCCGUGCGCGCAAAGAAAGGGUGAAACGGGAGGAAGUGGAGAGGAGGGUGCAGGAGGAAGAGGAGGAGUACAAUGACAAGUUUACAGAGGACACAAAGGCCAUCUGUAGAAUGCUGCUGACCAAAGACCCUAAGCAGAGGCUGGGGUGCCAGGCGGAUGGGGCAGCAGGCGUCAAGGCCCACUCAUUCUUCAAAAAUAUCAACUUCAAGAGGCUGGAGGCCGGGAUAGUGGAGCCUCCAUUUGUGCCUGAUCCUCGGGCAGUGUACUGUAAGGACGUUUUGGACAUAGAGCAGUUCUCCACAGUUAAGGGAGUAAAUUUGGACCAAACUGACAAUGACUUCUACUCCAAAUUUGCUACAGGCAGUGUUUCCAUCCCAUGGCAGAAUGAGAUGAUAGAGACUGAGUGUUUCAGAGAUUUGAAUGUGUUUGGACCUCAAGGAACACGACCUCCUGAUCUGGACUGGAAUCAACCACCAGAGCCUCCCAGACGCAGCCUCCUGGACCGAAUCUUCAGGAGGCAUCACCCAGAGGUGUCUAUUUCCCACAGCCGAGUGCAGUCUUCCAGUGUAAACUCUGUGGACUCCAUGUCCAACUCUGCCCCCUAGUGGCACGGCAACAGUGUGGGCAUCACACACACACACACAAAGGGAAGGAGCUCCGGGGGCUUCCCUGUUGCUGACGGGUUCACAGCUGGGCCUGAGCAGCAGCCGGAGACUGCCUGUAAAGCCUAAUGGUCAUCCCAGGGGGGGAGGGGGGUGACCAGGCCCUUAGACCCCGGGCAUUUGUUGUGGGAUGGUCAUUGUUGCAGAGACGUUUGAAAAUAUUUGGACAAACUUUACUUACCCUCAGGAUUGUUGGACUAUAGAACAGAGCCACUGACGAAACAGAAAAGGAUAGAAACAAGCUAAUAUUCAGGGGAUCCACUGUAUAAUAAAGACCACCACAGGGAAUAGAAGAUGGGGUCUUGGUGAAUUUUUCUUUUUAUUUCCAGAAAAAAGAGUUUUUCUUUUUCUCUCAUUGCCAGUCCUUUAACUUUCUGGCCUGUAUCUGUACCAGUAUCUUUCCACCUAUCUAUCCCGAACGUCCCCUCCGAGUGUCACCAUCUGUACAACUGUUUUACUAUAACUUAUUCUUUGGAUUUCCACCUCCCAUACCUCAGAUCACUCCUAAACAUUCAGAACACAUCACCUCAGCAACCUCAACACAUAAUGUACAUUGCCUUGCAUACACUCAGGCCAAAGAUUAUGGUUUAGUUUUGUGAUACUGUUGUCAUGUUGAUUUAUUAGUUUUUGAAGGUUUUUAGCGUCAUUGAGAACCACCACGGGUCAGACCAUGGGAAUCCUGACCUGUUUUGUACACAUUCUCUAAAUAUGAGCCUGCAGACAUAUCAUAUUGCUUAAAGCACACAUACAGUACAUACAUACACGAUCAGACAGACGUUAACGCACACACUGACAGAAUUGUGAGAAUUGUGUUGUGUUUUCAUUGCAUGGACAAGUGUAAGUAUGGACAGCUGUAUCCCUUUUGCUUCUGCAUACCUCAUUCCACUGAUGUUAGCAUUGUAUACCGUACAACACAGACGUCUCCCUCGGUUUACCGUGUCACUUUAUAUUUGACAUUACGUGAAGUUUGGAAUUAAUAUGCUGUACAGAAAUCUAUUCUUUUCUUUCUGAACUUUCUGCACAGUCAGUCCCCAUGGAGUGGAGAGGAACACAUGCACUCAGCCUGACUUACAAGUUGCACAAUUUAAAACAAUGUCUUGCUGUUUAUUCACCAAAUGGAAAUGUUUUUACAGUGGAAAUGUUUUACCUCUGAUCAUUAAGGCACAUUGUUGUAUUGAUAUUGUCACAAGCCGCUUGUUUUCUACAGUUUCUUUAAAGCUUUGAAAACUAAAGUGUUCUUGCUCUCCCUAUGCCUUCUCCAUUUACGAAAGGUUGCUGCAUUGCCAUUGUUGUCAGGUUUUUUAUAUUUCGCGCUUUUACAUCUGCUCUUUUUAAUGUUUAAUCUUCAAAAUGCCUCACCGAUCUAAAGGGUCUUCCUCUUGUUCAGCGUCCAUCGAAGACACAGGGUAUACAACAGCUGCAUGAAAGGUUUAUCAAAGCUGAAUAAUGUUUUUUUUGUUGUUGUUUUUAUUGUUUUUUUUCCCAACUGGUCCAUUCUUGGUAGAGGAGGAGAGGAAGACACCAGAGGAACCUGCACCACGCAAAGUGGCCUUCUGGCAGCAGCACAGCCAACUAAACAGGAGGAAGAGCUCAGCCUCUUCCUCGGCUUAUUUUAAGAAUGUGGUUUUUUUCUUAUUUAAAGUAUUGAUAACUGGUCCAUGCAGUAAUUUAAUCACUCUUACCAAUCUCAUGCAAGCCUGUUUUUUUUUUUUUUCUUCUUUUCUUCUCUCUCUGUGUACUUGAUAUAUAUUUUAAAAAAUCUGAAUCAGACUGAAGUGCCUCCUUGUUAGCAUGAUCUCGAAGACAAUGCCCACAGACAUCAGCACUUUGUUUAUUCUCUGACUGUCAUGCUCUGUUUGUUUCGCUGGGAAACACAUCAACACAGACACACAAGACUCACAGUUUGUUAGUAGUAAAGGGAAGUGGUAGAGAGGAUGAUGGGAGGAGGAAGUAGAUGAGGGAAUUUGGUUUUCCUUCUUAAUGUGAUGUACAGAAAAGUGCUGAGUGCAUGUGAAAGCCAAAUCCACUGUGUCCUUCAAGUCCCAAUAAACUCUGUGCUAUAGUUUCAAUA
Messenger RNA from Sphaeramia orbicularis (orbiculate cardinalfish), 4298 nucleotides. It is a transcript of the gene grk5l, whose product is annotated as G protein-coupled receptor kinase 5 like. Gene Ontology annotation, biological process: protein phosphorylation; signal transduction; regulation of signal transduction. Lineage: Eukaryota; Metazoa; Chordata; Actinopteri; Kurtiformes; Apogonidae. The coding region runs from base 416 to 2170 and encodes 584 amino acids. The transcript is spliced from 16 exons. The record is from RefSeq and is a predicted model, not a curated record. Gene Ontology annotation, cellular component: cytoplasm. Gene Ontology annotation, molecular function: G protein-coupled receptor kinase activity; ATP binding.